Molecule: messenger RNA, 3204 nt
Organism: Mytilus trossulus (common blue mussel)
Lineage: Eukaryota; Metazoa; Mollusca; Bivalvia; Mytilida; Mytilidae
Exons: 4
Coding region: 86-1732 (548 amino acids)
Source: RefSeq, a predicted model, not a curated record
UUCUUUUAAUCUGGUUUACUGUCCCCUGUACGUUGGCUCUCUGUUGUCCAUUAGAAUUUGUGACCAGUCCGUAUGAAUCAACGCUAUGGCAGCUCGCUCAGCUCAAUUUAUGAAUAGAAUGGGUCAAUUUCCUGGUCCGAAAAAAUUCAAACAGUAUAUUGUUUGUCAUGUCAUACUAGGCAUAGUACUCUUUCUGAUAUACUACAGAGUAAAUGGCGGCAUAAUACCUUUUUUUCUUAUCAACAAGAUACCACUUUUGAAGAUAGGUCCAGGGACACCAACAUUGUAUUAUUUCACCAAUGCAGAAAAUGAUGGUGUCAAUAUUAAAUGGUUUCAUGGAGCUAACAGCAGACUUACGUUACGUAAGGCAAUGAAAGGUGAAGCACAAAUGGUGGAAGCUGAUGUGAUGCUUCAAGGUCAAGGUACAGAUAAACAGAGUUUAGAACCAAUCAUGGCUAAGUUACCUGAUACUACUAGUGAUAUAAACCUGGAGGAAUGGUUAGCAUUAUUUGUUACUACCAAAAAGAAAGGAUUUAAGUUAGACUUCCAGUCAACAGAUGCUGUAGAAAUUACUUUGGAGAAACUGAAGGCAGUCAAACAUAAACUACAAGUUCCAGUGUGGUUACAUGCAAAUAUUAUAAAAGGUCCUCUCGGCCAUGAACCAAGAGUCGAUGGCAUUAGAUUCAUCAAACAUGUCCAAAGAUUGUUUCCUGAAUGUACACUUUCAUUAGGAUGGACAACAGGAACUCAUACAGACUUAAGUCAGAUAGGAUACACAUGGAAUAUGACCCUUGACAUGUAUCAUUUUGUACAUGCCCAUGAGAUUGAACCUCCCAUUGUAUUUACUGUUAGAGCUUCAUUGAUAAGAAACUCUGUACCUCAGUUAAAAUGGCUGACCGACAACACUAGAGGUUCUAUAUUGGUAUAUCAACCAGAGGAGGACAAACAACAUGUGAAUAAGGAGCUCAUGCAUAUAGCUUAUAGGUUUGAUCCAGCAACAUCUUUUUGGGAUAUCAGUAACCCAGAUCUGGAUGAAUAUCUCAAUAAGAAUCGUCAUCUAUCCAAAAACGAGUUAGAUCCGUUAGUUCACAUGAGAGAUAAUGUUGCUUUCAGGCCCAUGCAAUGGUUAAAGAUGGGACUUCAUGUUCAGCAGCAUUCAGUUCUAGGUAGUGAAGAGGCUCUUGUUCUUACCAGUAAAGCUGUUUUUGUUUUAACUAAAGGUAAAUAUCGUCCGUCACCUCACAAUAUCUUGCAUGGACGAGUUAUGUUUAUAAAUAGAAAGAACAGACCAGUCGAACAAGGAGAAACAGGUCUCAAUAUAGUAGUACGAUCUUCAAAAUAUAAUGAUUUUGAACAUAUUAAUGGUAUAUUCUGUUUCCUAGGCAUGGAUGGACAAAUGAGAGUUGACAGUCGUGGAAUAACUCCUCCGAUAAAAAAAGGUCAUCAGAGAUUUUCUCUGAGUUCAACAGAUUGUUAUGGAUUCAGUGUUUCAGAUGCAGGUCAUGAAAUUAUAUUUACUGUUGAUAUCCUGAAUGAUUGUGAAACUUUCCAAAGUGUUAAGCGUGAAAGAGGUAAACAUGCUGUUUUAAGAGUUCCUGUCCCUAGAGAUAUUGGUGAUGAGAUGCAUCCAUUCAUUGUUAAAUUAGAAGAUAGUAAUAGAUAUGCUGUUAUUGAUGAAUUACAUUUAGAAUAUAAUCCAAAACGUGAACCAGUCAAUGUUAAAAUGAGCUGAAGUCAUUCUAUUUUAGAUCUUUAUAUUUUUAUAAAUUUUUUAGUCUUUUGGUUUUGUUCAAAUUGUUCUCUUCUAGUUAAGAACUUAGUUGAAAGUGGAGAUUAUUCCCAUUACUACUUAUACAAAACAUGGUGUUUGACAAUGAUACCUUUUGAAAUUUUCCCUGCUCUUUGCAAAUGAUGACUGAACAAAUAUGUUAAAGUUUUUAUCUUUGGUUUUAUUUGGACUACAUUAUUGCAUAUUUGUGCAUGCCUUUGGUAGUGGCAUGAGAAUAUUGACAUUGUGUUAAUACAAUUUGCUGUUACAACAUUUAUAUGGAAAUAAUUACAAAUUAAGGAAUCUCCCUCACGCAAAACUCUGAUAAACAUGUAUGAGUAUAAUGCUCUGUUUUAUUGAUAAAAUAAAGCUUUCAUGCUGAGAUGCAGGAUUUUGUAAACUUUACAAAAGUGAUUUUUUUUAUAUCAACAGUUACAUACUACUUCUUAACUUCAAUUUGUUUUUUGUUAAAAUUUAACAAACAAACAAAAAAAAUUGGGAAGUCAGACUGAAACUCCUAUUUUGAAAAAAAAAAUUGAACACUUUUCAUACACUGACUGCAGUCUUGUUUUCCAGUUGCCCUGUCCAUAGCCUCACACAUGCUGUCACACAAGAAAUCUGUAUCAUGUGUUUACAUAUACAAGUCAAUCAAUCCCUCACUUGAAGUAUAGAAGUAGUUGUUAUAUUGAUUAUAAGUUUCUUUUUAUUUUGAAACCUAGAUGUAAAACUUUUUUGUUCACUCAACUUUUUGUACAUGUAAUUGGAAUUGUUUGUCUUCACCAGGCUUAGCCUAAAUUAUGAUUUAGAACACAAGUUUUAUCCAGCUUAUAUGUACUUGUUUCAUUUUCCAAUGGGACUUUCAAAUAUUGUGCAUCUUAGGACUAACACACAGUAUGCAUGUGAUUUAAAUUUUUCACUCAAUUUAGAAUAUUUUUUUUUAUGGUAAGAAAGCUUGAUUAUGCAUUAUAUAUUGUUAUUCACUAACCAAAGUGCAAUAUAUCAUGUACAUGUACCAUAUUUUUAGUGGAAAAUUGUCUCCUUCAAAGAACAAGCAUUUACCUUUUUGUUGCUAAAACUUUAUAAAUAAGCAUUCCCAUUAGCUAGUCCCACAACAUAAAAAAAGUCCUUUAAAUUGUAAAGUACUUGAAUAAGCUCUGGCAUCGAUAUAGCCUUUUUGCACUGAUGCAGCGUUAAGCAAACAUCUAUCAAUAAAGAAAAGGUCAAAUUGAUUAUUAAAUAGGAUCAUGCAAACUGGUGAAGAAGUAACAAUACUAUGUCAGCUGAAAUAUGGAAAACAAACAAUUCAAUUUAUUUUUAACUAUUUUUUGUUGUUGUUGCUUAUAAAUAUAAAAGUGAUGGACUUUGAAUCUUUAAACAUGUACAUAUAUAUACAAACUUGAACAAAGGGAUGGAUUUGUAAUGCAGUAAGAAUUGAU